UCAUACUCAAAAAUGUUUUGUCACUUCUACGACAAUUACAACUAAGCCUUUGUUACAAAAUACAUUGUGAUUUUUUCACUUUCCUACUCACAUCACUGCCCAUUCUUUCUAAAACAAAUGUGAAUUAUAAAGAUUACACUGCCAUUUCAACUACCAAAAGAUUUUCUGUUAUUUCUCUAUUCUGUAACUCUCACUGUGAUAGAUAGGAGGAUAUCAAUAGGGUAGUUGGCUUUUGUUUUUUCUUUUUUAUGCUUGGAAGUACAAUCUCUUAUUAGUCGAAUAUGUUAGUCGAAGUGGUUAAAACAUCUUAUUUUCAUUUAAGAGCUCCUUGUUUCCCAGCAUUCCAUCAUCUUUUUCUUUGAGGACAGCACCAAAUUGCAAAUUCUCAUUUUACUUCAAAAUCCUUUUCUUGCUUCUAGCUAUUAUUUUUUCCACAAUUUGGAGGAUCAUAUUCACAAACUCUCCCAACCAGCAAAAAUGAAGAAAUCUCCAAUAUACCCGAAGUAUGAAACAGCUGAUUAUGAGGGUGAUGGAUUUGAUUCUCAUGUUGUGGACUUCUCGCAGUUCUUACAAGAAGCAAGACACCAUGCAAGAGAAGUAGGUUUCCAGAGCUCAUCACUGCAUCCAGAAGAAAAUGGAAAGAAAAGAUUGGCCGAAGAGAAAAAGGGAAAGAAAUCAUGGAAAAAUUCUCUCUUGUCAUGGUGGAAAGCUGACAAAAAGAGCAAGCUUCAAGUGGAACCAGCAAUUAGUUCUUGCAAUUCAACUCCAAGACAGCGUCUUGUUUCUGGUCCAAUACAUGGCAGUGGCAAGACUAAUGAUUGCAGGUACCGGCAUCCCACAUCUGGGCCUAUUACUGGCCUUUUUAACCCCACUAAGAGAGUGGAGAAUGAGAUAUCUUAUACGUGUCUUGACCAGCUUGACAGACCUCACGAUGUUCAGACCUAUGGACCUGUUUACCUGGUAACAUAGUGGCAUCAACAAGAAGUUGUUGAUUCAACCCCCAAUGUGGUGCUUAUGCAUUCUCCACAUGAAAGUAUUCAUUGGUCUGUUGUGAAAUUGGGGGAAUUUUGAGGAUGGAGAAAACUUUAGGUUGAGGUGCAACAAUUGAUUUCUGAAGUUUUUAAAUAUUGGCUAUGGCGGGUAUGGCAUUUGAUCAUUUUGUUGAAAAAGCAAGAAACUUGGAGACCUAUUUUGUAUAAUUGAGUCAUCCAAGUAACAAGAGAACUUCUUACUGAUCAAUUGUUAUUCCAUUUUGUCAUUAAUAUCCUGUUUCCUUGGUACCUAAUGUGAUUUUUCAGAAAUGUAUGUUAAUUUUA
Molecule: messenger RNA, 1316 nt
Organism: Quercus robur (English oak)
Lineage: Eukaryota; Viridiplantae; Streptophyta; Magnoliopsida; Fagales; Fagaceae
Exons: 3
Coding region: 478-969 (163 amino acids)
Source: RefSeq, a predicted model, not a curated record